Molecule: messenger RNA, 498 nt
Organism: Rhizophagus irregularis DAOM 181602=DAOM 197198
Lineage: Eukaryota; Fungi; Glomeromycota; Glomeromycetes; Glomerales; Glomeraceae
Source: RefSeq, a predicted model, not a curated record
AUGGAUGGUAAAAAGUUAAAGGGAUCAGGUCGCUUUGGUUAUUCAGAUAUUUUUGUUUUGAAAGGAAUAGGUGAUAUUUACUAUAUUAGCUUAGAAUUAAAAUAUAUUCCAUUAGUUGGUUUAAUAAAAAAUCAGAAAGUUAAAUAUGGUGCAAAUGAGUUAGAAAACUUAGAUAAAAUCCUUGAAAAGGAAAAUGAAGAAGAUUUACUAAAAAGACCAUAUGCAUAUUGGUCUAAAGAAUAUAAAAGAACAAACCAGACAACUAUAGGUGAAGUAUUAAACAGUGGUAUAAGUCAACUGGAAUCAUAUAUGAAUACAAUUUCAAAGGGAAGAGUUGUUGAUUAUUCUAGUUCAGGAAUAUUUGAUGAACGUGUCAAAAUAGUUAAAUCAAAUCCUAAUAAAUUAAAAGGAUUUGUCAUUUUAGUAAUUGGUUUUCAUUGUAUUUUAUGGAAACCUGUUGAUGAAGUAAUAUCUAAUUAUACAUAUAAUAUAAUUUAA